CCUCGGGCUGCGGGCUGCGUCGCCGGGCAUGGCGGCAUGGGGCCCGGCGUCUGCUGCGCCUCUGCUCCGCGGGAGCCACGGGCUCCUCACGAUCCCACAGCCCCCUCUUUGUGUGUCACAGCUCCCUCUGCUGCACUGUGUCCACCGGAUGUUUGCCUCCCAGACUGAGGGGGAGCUCAAGGUGACCCAGGUUCUCAAGGAAAAGUUUCCUCGAGCCACAGCUAUCAAAGUCACAGACAUCUCAGGAGGCUGCGGGGCGAUGUACGAGAUUAAAAUUGAGUCCGAAGAGUUUAAAGAGAAGAGGACCGUCCAGCAGCACCAGAUGGUCAAUCAGGCACUAAAAGAAGAGAUCAAGGGGAUGCACGGCCUUCGGAUAUUUACCUCUGUCCCCAAGUGCUGACGGCGCCCCAGUCACGCGAUUGCUGAUGCUUGAAGCCUUGAGUUCACUUUGCCACAGCCAUCUUCCAGAAGAAUCCCUGCCAAAAAAAUGUAUCUAUUUUUGUUCAUAGACAUUUAUGUAUUAUAAUUAUAGGAGGUAUGUUAUCUAUUUAGAAGUUAAUUAAAGACCACAGAUACCUGUUGCUCACAA
Messenger RNA from Arvicola amphibius (Eurasian water vole), 589 nucleotides. RefSeq names its product bolA family member 3 (gene Bola3). Bases 29 to 400 code for a protein of 123 amino acids. The record is from RefSeq and is a predicted model, not a curated record. Lineage: Eukaryota; Metazoa; Chordata; Mammalia; Rodentia; Cricetidae. The transcript has 4 exons.